UCCAGUUCUGUCUGGAUUCUUUCUCGCUACAGCAGUCGACCGACGACCAAAGAUGUGUCUGUUCGUUACAGCUUCGGUCGCCCGGUCCUCUCUGUGCGUCUUCCUGCAGGUCACGAGGGUCGUUUCACUCUGACGCCAAUGUUGACCACAGUGGGCGACCUGCUGCGCGACAUCACCGCCAAAGACCGCGGAGUUCACUAUGCUGUCCUGCUCAACGGAGACGGACAGAGAAUCUCCUCCUGCACUUUCAUGGAAACAGUUUUAAAUAAAGACUUCCAGCUCGUCAUCAACGACGUGACACACAACGUUCGUUCUUUCGGACAAGGUCCGUCUCACGAGCACGUGUCGGGCGUGGACGACGUGAAGUACAUGGUCAGACUCCUUCACGCGGCUCUGACGCUUCCUCAGCGGCAGCACGCCAAACACUCGGAGCUGCUGAUGAAACAGGAGGAGCUGAAAGAGCAGCUGAAGCCUCUGGAGACGGUGAAAGUCCAGAUGGCAAAGGACGCACACUCAAAAGCGUCCAUGUUGGGGUGGGUGGGGCUUGCCUACCUGUCACUGCAGGGAGGGUUCCUGGGUUAUCUCACCUGGUAUGUGUUUGAGUGGGACACCAUGGAGCCUGUCACCUACUUCAUCACCUACACCACCAGCAUGAUCUUCUUCGCCUACUACAUGCUCACACGACAGGUAAAGACCCGUGUUUCUUUAUUUCUUUAUGACACGUUCAUGUGACU
This is a messenger RNA of Solea senegalensis (Senegalese sole), 734 nucleotides long. RefSeq names its product calcium uniporter regulatory subunit MCUb, mitochondrial-like. Gene Ontology annotation, molecular function: calcium channel inhibitor activity. The transcript is spliced from 6 exons. Gene Ontology annotation, biological process: calcium import into the mitochondrion; mitochondrial calcium ion homeostasis. NCBI's taxonomy places the organism in Eukaryota, Metazoa, Chordata, Actinopteri, Pleuronectiformes, Soleidae. Gene Ontology annotation, cellular component: mitochondrial inner membrane; uniplex complex. The annotation marks the transcript as partial. The record is from RefSeq and is a predicted model, not a curated record.